Molecule: messenger RNA, 4054 nt
Organism: Dromaius novaehollandiae (emu)
Lineage: Eukaryota; Metazoa; Chordata; Aves; Casuariiformes; Dromaiidae
Gene: YARS2
Product: tyrosyl-tRNA synthetase 2
Exons: 5
Coding region: 42-1466 (474 amino acids)
Biological process (GO): tyrosyl-tRNA aminoacylation
Cellular component (GO): mitochondrion; cytosol
Molecular function (GO): ATP binding; RNA binding; tyrosine-tRNA ligase activity
Source: RefSeq, a predicted model, not a curated record
GCUAUCCCAGCGUCCCCCGCGCGCGGCACCCCUCAGCCAAGAUGGCGGCGCCCACGCUGCGGCGGUGCUGCGGCCGGGCGGCGGGGCUGUGGGGCGGCUUGCGGCGGGUCCACCAGCAGGCGCGGCAGACUGGGCGCGCCAAGGGGCUGCUGGCGGAGCAAUGCGAGCGCGGCCUCUUCCAGGAGGUGUUCCCAGCGCAGAGCGCGGAGGAGCAGCUGCCGGAGCUGCUGGCGCCGGGCCGGCCGCCGCUGACGGCCUACUGCGGCUUCGACCCCACGGCUGACUCGCUGCACGUGGGGCACCUGCUGGCCGUCAUGGCGCUGCUGCACUUCCAGCGCGCCGGGCAUCACGUUAUCGCCGUGGUGGGCGGGGCCACGGCGCGGCUGGGCGACCCCAGCGGGCGCGCCAAGGCGCGGGAGCAGCUGGCGGCCGAGCGAGUAGAGGCGCACGCGCAGGGGCUGCGCGCCGGCCUCCGGCGCCUCUUCGACAACCACCGGCAGCUCUUCUGGGCGGGCGGCGGGCCGCUGGGGCGGGCCGCGCUGCUCGACAACGCCGCCUGGCUCGGCCCGCAGCCGCUGCUCGACUUCGCGUGCGGCGCAGGCGGGCGGCUCCGCAUGGGCGCGCUGCUGAGCCGGCAAGGCUGCCAGGCGCGGCUGCGCAGCGCCGAGGGCAUGAGCCUCGCCGAGUUCCUCUACCCGGCGCUGCAGGCCUAUGACUUCCUCCACCUGCACCGCCACCACGGCUGCCGCGUCCAGCUGGGCGGCGCCGACCAGAUGGGCAACAUCAUGUCCGGCUACGAGCUCGUCACCAGGGUGACAGGAGAAGAUGUGUUUGGAAUUACCGUACCUCUUAUUACCAGUACCACUGGAGAUAAACUGGGAAAGACUGCUGGUAAUGCAGUUUGGCUGAACAGAGAUAAGACUUCUCCAUUUGAGCUAUAUCAGUUUUUUGUCAGACAACAAGAUAACAUAGUUGAAAGAUACCUGAAACUCUUCACCUUCCUUCCUCUUGAGGAGAUUAACCACAUCAUGGAAAUGCAUGCUAAAGAACCUGAAAAAUGGGGCCCUCAGAAACGACUUGCUGCAGAAGUAACUAAGCUUGUUCACGGUAGAGAAGGGCUGGAAUCUGCUAAGAGGUGUACUAAAGCCCUUUAUUACAGCAGUGUGGAGGCAUUAGAAGCUAUGUCUGACCAAGAGUUACAGGAACUUUUUAGACAAGCUUCUUUUGCCGAACUGAUGCUUGAACCUGGAAUGAACGUGCUCGACUUGUGUCGCAAAGCAAAUGCCAUUCCAAGUGGACCUAGUGGGUACCAGAAAAUUACAGAUGGUGGAGUUUCAAUAAACGGGAUCCGAGAAACUAAUCCUGAGACUGUUCUUGUUGUUGGACAGCAUAUUCUCAAGAAUGGAGUAUCAUUGCUUAGGAUUGGAAAGAAAAAUUACUACAUUAUAAAAUGGCUGCAGUUGUGACAACAGGAUGUCUCUGUAAAAUGAGGUAUCAUUUCAGCUCUGUUGCCUGAAGAUGUACUUGCAGAUGUUUCUAUACAGUGUAUUACUGUACAGCUCACAAAAACUGCCUAAGACCAGAGGGUAGUUUUUCUAAAAAUGCAAGAACCAAAAUAGACUGAAGGGGCUUAAAUAAAGGCAGCUAAGAUACUGAAGAUGUGUGACUUCACAUUUUAAUUGUGACAAUGAGUAAAUUAUCAGACUUGCUAAAUACUGAAUCAGAAAGUAAGUAAUAAAUAGAAAUUCUUACUAGAUUUUUCCAUCUGCUGCUCCUCAGAUUCCGUCAGGAUAGAUCAUGCUUCAUUCAUGUAGCCCUCAAACUGCAAACAUCAUGAAAAUCUGCACAAUCUACAUUGUGGCAGGUGCAUCUGCAUUUGGAUUUUUGAACUCAUUAGAAUUAUUAUUUUAACAAUUGGGCUUUUUUUUUAAUUGACAUUUAAAGUUAAUCCAGUGGCUAUGAAUGUCAGCUGUUACCUGCAUAGAGUAGCCAGACUUGAGUGACAGUUUUGUUCUGUCCACUAGGAAACAGUAAGGUACAGAACUAUCUAAAACACCAAAAAGGAGCAGCUGGAAUUGCCAUGGGAACAGGUGCAGCUAAAAUGCAGAACUGGAAUGUUGUCCUGUGCAACUUUUGGAUCUUUUUAUCUUGCAUAGAAGUUAUGCCACUGAAGAGACUCUAGAUGUUCUGUGUUAUUCAAAGCACUGUUCAUAAGAGAAUAUGCACAAGAAAAUGAGAAGAUUAAUUUCAAAGUUAAAGAUGGAGACUUUCUUCCCUUCCUUAAAAACUUUGUGUUUUGAGAGAAGAAAAAAAAAUGACCUGACACUACUGCAUAAUCUGCAGCAAGCUGAGCAAAAACAUAUUACCAGUAUUUCUUACAGAGGAGAUAUGCUGCUGUCCACUUUGACUUCAUCCUAACAGAGAAACCUGCAUAAGUGGGUACAGGCAAACACCCUACAAUCAACAUUAUCUUCUGAACAGGUUUGGCUUAAAUUAAGCAAGCUGUGAAAGAUUCACAAUAUAGGAGUAGACUGUUUUUAAGUCCUAAUGUGUGAGUUUCUUAUUGGUUAUGUGUGGGGCAUGGUGCAUAAAACCUUUCCAGCCUUAGUAUAGUAGUACAGAGCAGGACCACUUUUUGAAAUGUAAGAGAAAUGUGAGGGUAAAUUCACAUCAAGGGUGCUGAGACUUUCAAAGCUUAAAUCAGCCUGAUGAAUUCCUUUAAUGCCUGCUGUGUGUGCCUGCUGUGAUUUACAGUGUGGGUGUCACUGGUUCUGCGUCUUCAGUUCUGUGAAUUAUAUGGAUGCAUUUGUACUAUCUAAAAUCAUUUAAGAAAGGUGUAUCCUGGCAUUGGAUCUGUGGGCUCUACAGUAAGUUGUAAGAUGGUGUUACACCCAAAGAUUUGAAGUACAUACAUGUAAGCUUUCCUGUGAUUUUUUUUUUUUUUUUUUUUUUUUUUUGAUGCCUAGGAGUAAGUAUGUUGUGGGUGAGCAGCAAUGGAAGGGUAUCUGGACCAGAAGAUACAUGAAGGGAGCUACAGUGUUUUUGCAACAAGUCAGCCCCUUCAGCUAGGGCAACAUGUAAAAUUUCAGGAAAGAAUAGAGAAAAAUAUGCCUAGUGCUUAUGGCCUAUCCAGCAUUUAGGGUCAUUGUCCUGAUUCUUCUGGUAAAGAACACAUGCAAAUGAGAAGGGGUGGUACUGCAAGAGCUGGUAGAAUAAUAAUGUCUACAUCUAAAGGCACUGUUGCUUUAUUUUAUUGCUCUGAAACACCCUUCGUUACUAGCCUGUAGAGCUGCUUGCUUACACUCCUGAAAUCAAGUGAACAUGGAGUAUAGUACACUGCCCCAUUGAAGCUGCUUCUCUUCCUGUGAUUGAUAACUUAAGGUGGGGUUGGGUUCCUUAAGCAAUAGAAGGUGCCAAAGUCCUUAUAGCCAGGUCACCUGAAUAACAAAAAAAAAAAACCCUUUGUGUGGCUACCAGAACUCAUUUUGAGUACAAGCCCAUGCUCAAAUUGCUUGUAACAGAGCUUGGUAAAUGACUGCUACGGUAAUAGUACAAUAAUGUAGCAGUGGCUGAGCUGGCUCAGACUGGUGUGUGUUUUUUUUUUUUUUUUUUUUUUGGUGGGUGUCUCCCUCCUCCAGUGCAAACAGGUGUGAAACACUCAAUCUGAUUUAUGAGAAUAUUGUCUUGGGCCUUGGCUGCAGUGUUGUAUUCAAGGUUUAAGGUAAUCCUCAUUCUUCACAGGCCAAUGAGAAUGAUUUCCCAAUCUGUGAAACUCAAAGACAAAAUUCUACAGCUACAGCAACUUAAGGGGGAGAGGCCAUGAUCUCAUGAUUUUAGAAUUAGUCAUCAUAUUUCAGCUGAUUUAAAACCAACCCAACUGUGGAAAAAAAUGGAAAAAUUAGCAACUCUCAAGACUCCAGAUAUUCUAAAUUUGGAGGGAGUUUCUUUUGGAGUUUAUUGGGUUUUGUCUUUUUACUUAGGAUAACGAUGUUGGCUUUAGCUGCACUAUCCUUGAAGAUUUCAAUGGUAAUAAAUUUUAGUAGCUUCUUAUGUA